CCCUAAGAUGAUGCAAAACCCGAAGGUGGGAUAAUGCGUGCAUCCGAGACCAGUACGAUCUCUUCUAUUUCGGUUUUAUGUGAUUUGUAUAGUCUUUCACUGUGCAGUACUUAUGUUGAUCCCGUGUUAGUUCUGAUAGGCGGAUUUACAUCUUGCGCUGAUGACUUUGAUUUACUAGCAGUGGGAAAAUUCGAUCUUCAAACAGUUAUCUUGCCAUGAUCAUCAGGGUUUUCUUUAAUUGAAGAAACCGAGAUCAUUCACUAGAGGAACCUGCAACAAAUUGGCAGUUUUUGUGCCCUUAAAUAAAUAAGCGAAGUCUUGGUGAAGCAAGAUGAUUGAUCUUCACAUGGUAUUUCUACUCUUUUGGGCAAGUUUGGCACAUGGAUUACCACCGCAGUUCAACAGAGUGCAGUUUCUCAAGCCUGCCACAUCAUUUGCAGCCCGCACCGAUCAAUUUCACGCCGAUUUCCAAAGCCCCAAAUUCUCGGGUUCCAGCAGUUUAUUUUCCGCUGGCUUGUCGCCGAUUUCCACCGACUUUAAUACCUGGAAGCAUCAACAAGGAUUUUUUCAGCACCAAGCCCUGGACUUUGAUAAGUCCUUCAGCGCGCAUUACACGCCGGAUUUCAGUGAUGGUUUAUCUUAUCCGGACCCUUUCCUGCGCACUGGCAUCGAUGCGAAACGAAAAGCAGACUAUCUUUAUAGCAAGGAAUUGUUUUUCAAAGACAUUCCCCAUAUAAGAUCGCUGCUUUUCAACCAGCACCAGAGGCUAGACAACGAUCUGGCUCCAAACCGGUUGGGAUCCUUAAGGCUGGGUUCUCCCUGGAAUCGGUUCAAGCGAACAGGCUCGAUUCGUGAGAGUAACAGCUUUUUCAAUUACAAAAACACCUUUUCAAUUUGAGCUAGGAUGUUGAUUUAACUUAGCAACUAAAAAAUUAAAAACAUACAGACUAAUAAUGCAUAAACAGCCGCUUGGGGGGUGAAGCUGACGCCCCCAUUGCACAGAUCCCCUUUGCAGAAGCACAUCAGCACUUUUCGAUAGUUCCACUUGGUGUAGGCGCAGCGAUCUUCACUGUCCGAAGGACCUCGUUGCAAGCAGAUUCUUUGAGUCGCCACUCCAUAUUCUGGAACAGUAAUUUUUCGUUCAGCUCCCUGGGGCACUGGAAACUAGAAGUUCUAGAGCUUUACCUUCCUUUGCAGCAUUUUCGCUCUCUACGAUUUUUCCACACCAGCCAGAGGCGCAAGGUACCGUUUCAAUGCCGAUUUCCUGCUUGUUUUCCACUAGAGUUACAUUGGCUACGAAUGGGUCUUUGCAGCUGCCCAACUCUCCUCUUGAUCGGCACAUGAAACAUCUCUGCAAACCUGGAAAAAGCCGCAAAUGUAGCAAAAACCAGGAAGCCUGUGUUUUCCAGUUGGGAAAGCGAGUUCUUCGCUCUGCAGAGUGUUGCGGCAAACUAAGGAUUUAACAUCAAAUUCUGUGCGUUUUUACUAACGCUUUGGAUGUUUUUUUUGUGCAAUUUGUCAAUAAGCUUUCUUGUUGUUUUAGCGUAAUUUAAUCAGAUUAAAAUGUUAACAAAGAGUGAGAAUAAACCAACAUUUCUAGUUCAAA
Molecule: messenger RNA, 1606 nt
Organism: Dendroctonus ponderosae (mountain pine beetle)
Lineage: Eukaryota; Metazoa; Arthropoda; Insecta; Coleoptera; Curculionidae
Exons: 4
Coding region: 332-898 (188 amino acids)
Source: RefSeq, a predicted model, not a curated record